UCAAUUCUCAUUUGCAAUUGAUAGCAACAAAAAGGGAUAAUCAAGCAAAGAAAAGACGAGAAGAGACGAACAGAGAAAGAGAAAUGGAGUGUUGUGGGAGGCCAAACCGCAGUGAUAUUCACUUGUCUAAGGAAGAAGAGGCAAAGAUGGAGGAAGAGACUAGAGAGUACUUUGAUGGCUUAGCGCCGAAACGUCACGCUAAGCCUCAGCGCAGCGACUACUCUUCUCAGUAUGUCGAUAUUCUUUCCAAUUGUCACGACAACGGUGUCAUUCCAGAACAACUUGUGUUUCAGCAGCUUCAACAUCAUGAUUCUCAGAAACUGGUUUACAAUGGAAGCCAAGUGAGGGAAGAAUUUGUGGAAACAGAAUACUACAGAGAUCUCAAUGGCAUUGACAAACAACACCACACUACGGGCACAGGGUUCAUAACAGUGGAGAAUGCAAAUGGCAUGAACUUCAACCUAGCAUCUGAUACUGCUACCGAUUGUCAUGCCUCUUGCAAGGCAAACCCAGCAACUAAUGACUGGAUUCCAGCUGCAAAUGAUACGGCGGCUUUCGUCUCUGACAAGCCAAAAAGGAGUGACAAUUGAUACAUGAGGGUGGAUAUGCUGUUAUCUAAAAACUAGCAGAUGUAUUGUUCAUUUUCUAUGCCCUUUCUGUGGGCUUUAUGUGGGAUCUGUGUUUUUCCCACGGAGUAUGGUUGUGUUUUAAGAUGUUUUUGUUCAUUUAAAUGAAACUUCUGGCUCCAAUUUUUUUUCUA
Messenger RNA from Camellia sinensis, 760 nucleotides. RefSeq lists its product as uncharacterized. The record is from RefSeq and is a predicted model, not a curated record. NCBI's taxonomy places the organism in Eukaryota, Viridiplantae, Streptophyta, Magnoliopsida, Ericales, Theaceae.